Penicillium griseofulvum is the source of this 951-nucleotide messenger RNA. RefSeq names its product SIR2 family NAD-dependent protein deacylase. The transcript has 2 exons. Bases 1 to 951 code for a protein of 316 amino acids. Gene Ontology annotation, molecular function: protein-succinyllysine desuccinylase activity; protein-malonyllysine demalonylase activity; NAD+ binding. NCBI's taxonomy places the organism in Eukaryota, Fungi, Ascomycota, Eurotiomycetes, Eurotiales, Aspergillaceae. The record is from RefSeq and is a predicted model, not a curated record.
AUGGCUUCAAGAAUCGUGCCAGCUGCUGAACUUCAAUCGUUUGCUGAAUAUUUAAAAGGCUGCAAACGCAUUGUUGCUCUUCUUGGUGCUGGAAUCUCAGCAUCCUCAGGCCUACCCACCUUCCGUGGCGCAGGUGGAAUUUGGCGCUCCCAUGAUGCAACCUCCCUUGCGACUCCAGAAGCCUUUGACAGGACUCCUGAUCUCGUCUGGCAGUUCUACAGCUAUCGGCGACAUAUGGCCUUACAGGCCGACCCCAACAAAGCACACUACGCCUUAGCUGAGCUGUCGCGAAGGAAUGAAGAUUUCAUCACAUUGAGCCAAAAUGUAGAUGGCCUCUCGCAGCGAGCGAACCAUCCAUCGAAGCAGCUACAUCUUCUUCAUGGGAAUCUGUUUACUGUCAAAUGCACCAAUUUCUAUUGCACCCACACCGAAGAAAACUACAUCGACCCCAUCGUUCCGGCCCUCGAGAUCCCCAAAAAGAGUUCAGGCCUUAAUCCUUCUGCGACCGACAAGACUGGCCAGGAAGCAUCCCAGGCGCUUGUAGAUGCGCUGGAGGGCAUAACCAACGAGGUCGACAUAUCCGACGCCAGCAAUCCUAUCCCUACAAUCCCCGAUAAGGACUUACCUCAAUGCCCGAAAUGCAAGAAUGGCUUGCUCCGACCGGGAGUCGUAUGGUUCGGAGAGCCCCUACCGGAGAAGACACUCAAGGCUGUCGAUAAGUGGAUGGCGGCGGGUCCAAUUGACCUGUGCUUGGUCAUUGGCACCAGUGCGAGGGUCUGGCCAGCUGCAGGGUACGUCGAUGAGGCGCGUUCGCAGGGUGCCCGAGUUGCAGUGUGCAAUAUGGACCCCGAUGAUGUACCUGGUGAACUUGAUUACGAUGACUGGUUCUUCCAGGGAGAUGCGGGUGUCAUUGUCCCUGAGAUACUCAAGAGUGUUAUUGGCGAGAUUUGA